This is a messenger RNA of Plasmodium yoelii, 1083 nucleotides long. Its product is annotated as ABC transporter I family member 1, putative. The record is from RefSeq and is a predicted model, not a curated record. Lineage: Eukaryota; Apicomplexa; Aconoidasida; Haemosporida; Plasmodiidae. The coding region runs from base 1 to 1083 and encodes 360 amino acids. Gene Ontology annotation, molecular function: ATP binding; ATP hydrolysis activity. The transcript has a single exon.
AUGCAAGGACAAUUUUGGCUAGCUGUGUCAUACUAUAUUAUUACAAUUAUUUGUAAAGUAGGAUUUUGCAUAAAAUUUAUAGAAAAUGAAAAAAACCUUUUUGGUUUUAAAAGUAAGAAAAAAAUAAGUAAUAUAAAAGUAAGGGAUUGGGAUCAAAAAGAAAUGCAACCAUUUUUUAUUAUAAAUAAAGUAAAGAAUAAAAAAUAUAAUAAUUUAAAAAAAUCAUUAAAUAUGGAAUAUUCUAAUACAGAUGAUCAGAGAUUAUCAUUAUUAAAAAAUUUAGAAGAUAAAUCAAAAAUAAUUACACAAGCACCUGAUUGGAAUGAAAAAAUGCCACUGUUAGAAAUAAAUGAUUUACAUGCAAUAGAAGUUGAAGGAGGAAAAGAAAUAUUAAAAGGAAUAAAUUUAACUAUAUAUUUGGGAGAAAAACAUUCAAUAAUGGGUCGUAAUGGGUCAGGAAAAUCAACACUUGCUAAAGUAAUAGCAGGUCAUCCAUAUUUUAAAGUUACAAAAGGAUCUAUGAAAUUUAAAGGCUUAAAAUUAACAGAACUAGCUGUUAAUCAUAGAUCAUUAUGUGGUAUUUUUUUGGCUUUUCAAUACCCUAUUGAAUUGCCUAUGGUAAAAAAUAAUGAAUUUUUAAGAACAGCAUUAAAUUGUCAUAGAAGACAAAAUAAUGAACCAGAAUUAAGCCCAUCUGAAUUUGAUCUUUUAAUGAUUAAUGAAAUAAAAAAAGUUGGAUUAAGUCAUGAAUUUUUAGAUAGACCUGUUAAUUAUGGUUUUAGUGGUGGGGAAAAAAAAAGAAAUGAAAUUUUACAAAUGUUAAUUUUGAAACCAUCUUUUUGUAUUCUUGAUGAAACGGAUUCAGGACUAGAUGUUGAUUCAUUUAAAUUAACAUCAGAUGUAAUUCAAAAUUUUUCAAAUAUAAAUAAUUCUUUUUUGAUAGUUACACAUUAUAAAAAGUUGUUAGAAUUAUUAAAGCCAAAUUAUAUUCAUAUUAUGCAUAAAGGGGAAAUUAUUAAAACUGGCGAUUAUUCGUUAGUAGAUAAAAUAGAAUCAGAUGGAUAUGCACAAUUUGUUGAGUAG